This is a messenger RNA of Pollicipes pollicipes, 581 nucleotides long. Its product is annotated as plexin-B-like. The record is from RefSeq and is a predicted model, not a curated record. The transcript has 2 exons. The coding region runs from base 93 to 581 and encodes 162 amino acids. Gene Ontology annotation, cellular component: plasma membrane; semaphorin receptor complex. Lineage: Eukaryota; Metazoa; Arthropoda; Thecostraca; Pollicipedomorpha; Pollicipedidae. Gene Ontology annotation, molecular function: semaphorin receptor activity; protein binding. Gene Ontology annotation, biological process: positive regulation of axonogenesis; regulation of cell shape; regulation of cell migration.
GGGGGCAGUGAGAGGCGACAGGGGGGAUUGGUUUGCGUUCAGACUAUGGUGCGGCUGGCACCUAACUACUGGCGGCCUCCGCUUCCCUGGCGAUGAAUUUCCACCUCCGUCCGCUGGUGGCGCUCCUGGCGCUGUCGGUCGCCUCAGGCGAUGACCCCGUGGUGACCCAGGUGGACCUGAGCGGGGAGGUCAGCCGACUGACCCACCUGCGGGUCAGUCCGGGCUCGGGACAGGUCUAUGUGGCCGGGGUCAACCGGAUCUACCAGCUGUCGCCAGCGCUGGCCCGACUACAGGAGGUGGCCACCGGACCCCAGCAGGACAGUCCGCAGUGUCCCGCCUCCGGGUGCGCUGAAGGUGUCGAGACGGCGCCCACAGACAACGUGAACAAAGUGCUGGUGGUGGACCAGGAGACAAGGACGUUGCUGGCCUGCGGAUCCGUGCGGCAGGGAGCGUGCGUCAAGUACGAACUGGCGAACAUAACGCGGCCCAGUCAACAGCUGCCGCAUGCCAUAGCUGCCAACGACGCCAACUCGUCGACGGUAGCCUUCAUCGGACCGGAACACUACAACCCGUGGGGGUAA